Messenger RNA from Electrophorus electricus (electric eel), 6809 nucleotides. It is a transcript of the gene kif13bb, whose product is annotated as kinesin family member 13Bb. The record is from RefSeq and is a predicted model, not a curated record. NCBI's taxonomy places the organism in Eukaryota, Metazoa, Chordata, Actinopteri, Gymnotiformes, Gymnotidae. Gene Ontology annotation, molecular function: microtubule binding; ATP binding; microtubule motor activity. Gene Ontology annotation, biological process: microtubule-based movement.
ACUCCAAAGUUUACGUGUUAAAAUGGCGAGAAACAGGAAAUGAAUUAGGUAGAUAUGUUUCAAGUGGUUGUCGUCGCGGGGACAUUAAAAUGUCACUUGGAGUUUGACUCGCUACAUUUAAAACAAUUUGUGUAACAGUCGUGGAAUUGUUUUUUCCUGUGUGGAUGACAGCCAGGAAGCUGCCUACCAGCGCAGGCUCAAUAUCUGGUCUCUGUCUUCCAAACUUUAUUUGCUGCGGUGAUGUUUGUGUGUUUUUAUUCCUAAUCGUCCGUGAAGGAAUGAGAUACUCCACAAUAUAACAUUACGACGGACCGAACUCCUUCAAGAACCGCAGCUGUUCUUAGACGAAACCAUAACCAUGGAUGACACUAGUCUCAAUGAUUCCAACGUGAAGGUCGCUGUUCGAGUCCGGCCAAUGAACAGGAGAGAGAGGGACCUUAAGACAAAAUGUGUCGUGGAGAUGGACAGAACUCAGACAGUCCUGCAUCCAGCAAUCAGCAAGGAUGGCAGGAAUCAGCCGAAGGUGUUUGCAUAUGAUUACUGCUUCUGGUCUAUGGAUGAGGUAGAGACAGAUAAAUUUGCAGGGCAAGAGGUGGUGUUCCAGUGUCUGGGGGAGAAUCUGUUGGAUAAUGCAUUCCAGGGUUAUAAUGCCUGCAUAUUUGCAUAUGGCCAAACAGGCUCAGGGAAGUCUUACACCAUGAUGGGGUCGGCAGAGCAGCCAGGCUUGGUUCCGCGGCUGUGCAGUGCCCUGUUCGAGCGCUGCGCCCGGGAGCACAGGGAGGGGGAGAGCUUUGCCGUGGAGGUCUCCUACAUGGAGAUCUACAACGAGAAGGUGCGGGAUCUGCUGGAUCCCAAAGGGAGUAGCCAGGCCUUGCGAGUGAGAGAGCACAAGGUACUGGGGCCUUAUGUCGAUGGCCUGUCCCGCAUGGCUGUGACCAGCUACGAGGACAUCGACUCGCUGAUGUCGGAGGGAAACAAGUCGCGUACCGUGGCCGCCACCAACAUGAACGAGGAGAGCAGUCGCUCGCAUGCCGUCUUCAAUGUGGUGCUCACGCACACGCUCCAGGACCUGCAGUCCGGGACUAGUGGGGAGAAGGUGAGUAAGCUGAGCCUGGUGGACCUGGCUGGGAGCGAGAGAGCGGUGAAGACCGGCGCCGCAGGAGACCGCCUGAAAGAGGGCAGCAACAUCAACAAAUCCCUCACUACUCUUGGUUUGGUGAUCUCAGCACUGGCUGAGCAGGGGGCUGGGAAAAGCAAGAGUAAAUUUGUGCCUUACAGAGACUCGGUGCUCACAUGGCUCCUCAAGGACAGCCUGGGAGGUAACAGUCGCACGGCCAUGGUGGCCACAAUCAGCCCAGCUGCUGACAACUACGAUGAGACCCUGUCCACACUGCGUUACGCAGACCGGGCCAAGAACAUUGUGAACCAUGCCGUAGUCAACGAGGACCGCAAUGCCAGGAUCGUCCGCGAGCUGCGGGAGGAAGUGGAGAAGCUCCGCCAGCAGCUUACCCAGGCUGAGUCUAUGAAGGCCCCUGAGCUGAAGGACAGGCUUGAGGAGUCAGAGAAACUGAUCCGUGAGAUGACAGUCACCUGGGAGGAGAAACUCAGGAAAACGGAGGAGACUGCACAGGAGAGGCAGAAACAGCUGGAGAGUUUGGGCAUCUCUCUGCAGUCCUCAGGCAUCCGGAUGGGAGAAGAGAAGUACUUCCUGGUGAACCUCCACGCAGACCCCGCCCUCAAUGAGCUCCUGGUUUAUUACAUAAAGGAUCACACUUUAGUCGGCUCCGCUGAUUCUCAGGAUGUCCAGCUGUGCGGAAUGGCCAUCCAGCCAGAGCACUGUGUCAUUGACAUCAAUGCAGAAUCAGGAGUGAUACUCACCCCGAAGACAAACGCUCAUACAUGUGUGAAUGGCUCCACCAUCUCUGCACCGGUCCAGCUUCACCAUGGCGACCGCAUCCUGUGGGGUAACCACCACUUCUUCAGGAUCAGUCUGCCCAAGUCUCGGCGCCGCGCUCGGCCUAAGGCAGAGGAGGGCGGAGGGAAGUCUGCUCUCAGCGUGGAUGAUGGCCUGGACUGCGCCAGUCUGGACUCCAGCAACACCAGCUUAAACUUCGAGUACGCCCAGGCUGAGGUCAUGAUGAACAGCUUGGGCAGUGACGACCCGAUGCAGUGCAUUCUGCGCUCCCUGGAGCGCCGGCACGAAGAGGAGAAGCGCUCGGCUCUGGAGCACCAGCGGCUGCAGUUCGAGGAGGAGCUGCAGCACCUGCGCGCUCGCCUGGGCCAGCAGCAGCACCAACCCCCGGCCCUGCGCCCCACGCCCAACCCGGGCAGCGAGGAGAGAGAGGCAGUGUUUGCCCGUAACCUGCUGAAGCUUAGGGAGCAGAUCGUCAGGGCAAACCGGCUGGCGCAGGAGGCCAGCUUCAUCGCCGAGGAGCUCACCAAGAAGACGGAGUAUACUGUCACCCUGCAGAUCCCCGCAGCUAACCUGGAUGCCAACCGCAAGAGGGACGCUGUACUGAGCGAGCCGGCGGUGCAGGUCAGGCGGAAGGGAAAAGGCACGCAGGUGUGGGCCCUGGAGAAGAUGGAGAACCGGCUAGUGGACAUGCGUGACCUCUACCAGGAGUGGAAGGACUACGACGACGACAACCAUCUGAUGCGCUCUUAUUUUAAGAGGGCUGACCCAUUCUUUGACGAGCAGGAGAACCACACUUUGAUCGGGGUAGCUAAUGUCUUCCUGGCCUGCCUCUUGCACGAUGUCAAACUGCAGUAUGCAGUACCCAUCAUCAACCAGAAGGGGGAGGCGGCAGGGCGUCUGCAUGUAGAGGUGGAGAGGGUGAGGGGGAAUCUGGGGGUAGAGGGAGAGGGAGAAAUCGCUGACCCCAGCCCUGACGGAGAUGCACACCAACGCAAACUAGUCUGCAGGGUAAAAGUGUCCCAGGCCACUGGUCUCCCCCAGCACCUCUCCAACUUCGUCUUCUGCCAGUACCACUUCUGGGGCCAGAAGGAGCCCGUAUACAUCGCCCCCGAGGUGGACCUGUCCGCCCCCAGCAGCAGAGAGCCCCACUGCCUGGUGGUGUUCGACAGCUCAGUGGAUCUGGAGGUGGCGGUGACGGAGGAGCUGGUGGAGUUCCUGGCUGAGGGAGCGUUGGCGGUGGAGGUGUAUGGGCACAAGCUGCAGCACCCGCGGCGAAACCUGGCACUCUGGGACCUGCGUGUCAUCCAGGCCAAGAACCGCUCCCUCAGAGAGAGGUGGAGUGAGGUGAUGAGGAGGCUGGAGCUCUGGGUGCAGGUGCUGGAACUGAAUGAAAGCGGAGAGUACGUACCAGUGGAGGUGGUGCCCGAGCGUGACGUGCGCACUGGAGGGAGGUUUCUGCUCCGGCAGGGUCAGUCGCGGCGUAUUCAGGUGGAGGUGCGCUCUGUGCAGGAUUCUGGCACCAUGCCCCUCAUGGCGCACCGUGUGCUGGGAGUGUCCGUGGGCAGCGUGGAGGUCCGGCAGGCUCUGCAGGUCAAUCCAAUCCCCCCCACCCCCCCCCAGACUCCACAAGAGCUGGAGCUCACACACCUCCAGCUCUUUCUCACACACGCACACUCAUACUCACCCUGUUGUCUCCUCCUUCCUUCACAGGUGGGGGAUGAGGACCUGGACAGCUAUCAGGAGAGCGAGCUGCAGCGGCUCAGGGCCCGGUGGCAGGCCGCCCUCACCAUGAGGCAGGAGUAUCUGGUCCAGCAGCUUCAGGAGCUUCAGAAAAAGGUUGGCAAGCCAGAUCGGUCAGAGGGUGAUGUGGAGAGGGAGGCUCAGCUGCUGGAGAGCCAGCUGACCCUGACGGAGGAGAAGAACAGCAUGGAGGUGCCCUCUGCUGGCAGUUGCAUCCCUGGCGCCCCUGCCCAGUGGGUCACUGUACCAGGAAUGGAAGCCCACAUUCCAGUCAUCUUCCUGGACCUCAGUGCCAAUGAUUUUCAUGAUGGCUUGUCGGCUCCGCUGGCUGGAGGCCAGGACGCUGUUCUCAACGGAGCAGAUGAGGAGGAGUUCUUAGAGUUGCAGAUUGUAAAGCACCAUGACUCGGAGGUAAAGGCAGAGGCUUCGUGGGACAGUACGGUGCACGAGUGUCCUGAGCUGAGUCGAGGUGGAGGUCCAGAGCAGCGGAUUUACCUCAUCGUGCGGGUGGUGGUGCUCCUCAGCCACCCAGCCUGCAUGCAGCUGGUCCUACGCAAACGCAUCUGCGUCAGCCUCACUACACGCCAGGGGUUUGCCAAGAGCUUGCUGAAGAGAAUCUCCCAGCGCAGCACCAUUCCAGGCUGUGGGGUCACCUUUCAGAUUGUGUCCAACGUCCCAGGGGAUAUGCCAGACCUGGAGGACAGGGAGACGUUGGCUCAGCUGGCCGCCAGCGCUGACAGACUGGCCAACGGCAGUGAGGAGGCCAUAGAGAAGUACCUGCGCAGUGUUCGGGCUGUGGAGGACAUCCUCACUCAGGACCGCCUCAGACAGGAGGUGGUGGUAAAGGAGCAGCUCGCUAGCAGAGGGAAGAGCCACAGGCUCAGUCACGGCUCCACCAGUACCAACAAGCUGUCAGCGAGCAUGCAAGAGUUUUCUUUCAGCCACGAACCCGUGGUUAAUAAAGGGCCUCUGGACAGACAACAGGACAUUUCUCUGGCACAUCCGUCUCUAAAAAGCAUUCCAUCCCAUUCUGAACACCUUCACGGCUCAGAGCCAGGUCUUUCAGGGCUGGCUGCCUCUCUUCUCUCCCCAGUUAAGGCUCUGGUGCCUCCAGUGCCCAAAAUGCUGAAGUCGCUGUUUCCUCAAAGGGAGGACAGGAAAGAGCUCCCCCCUCCUGUCCUGCACCACCAGAAUGUGCCCCACAUUAUAGUCCAGUCUGCAAGUCUUGAAGACCCCACAAGUCCUAAACUGGCUCCUGAUGAAAAUUCAGCUCCACAACAAAUCAAACUAGAGAACCCAGAGAGCGCAAUAUUUGCACCUUCUCCUUUACCUGAGUCAGAGAGCCUGACAGUUUCGGAGGUCAAUGAACCAUUAUCCAGCUGCACAGAGAGCAUACUUGUGACCCAGGCCCGAGUCACAGAGAGUCCAAUAGGGACCCCUGCUGAGUUUGAGGUUCCUGCUCCAUUUGAGGCUGAAAACUCCACUUGCAGCUCAAUUAGUGACACGUCCAGCGGUUACAUCUCCACAAGCGUCUCCACAGCAACUCUGUCAGAUGCGUUGGUCUUAAACACAGCUGGGUUCAGUACAAAGUCCAUGCCACAGGGACCUUUGGGACACUCCAAUAAAAUGAAACUCCAAAAAGAGAGGGAUAAUGCCACAGAGACCAGCAGUCCCUCCCAGCAUAGUACAGAGAAAGUAGACAAACCUGUACUAGCUAACACAACUAACCUGGCAGGCACAGAGGACAAUUGCAAAAGCUUUCUUACUCCAGAGAGCACUAUCUCUCCAAAUAUUGCGCUGACUACUGACACCAGUACUUCUACUCUCACUUCUGCAGGCUCCGAUGAAGCAUUUUCAGAAAUAUCCACUCUAACACCUUCCUCUGUUGCUGAUCAGCCUUCUGGGCCUUCAACUGACAUCAAGGAUGCCAUUACAUUAAGGGAGGCUCCACAGCUGCCCAUAACGGCGCCAGCCAGCCAGCCUGUUUCCCAAGCUCUUCCUACUGAUGUCCAACCCAGGGCCACGUCCUCCUCAGCAUCAACAGAAAAGGGAGAGCAGCCAGUGACUCAGUCCAAUCUGCCAUCCACAUCAAACCCAUUCAAAAUCCAGAAGGUAAAGGCUUCAGGUCUGAAGUCUUUUAAAGGAAUCCUCCAUGAGGUGGAGGAAGAGCAGGGCAAAGAAGGCAUCGAUCCGUUGUCAGGCCUGCGGGAGCCUCUGGAGAGGCUGGAGAUCCUGUCUGACACGGAGGAAGGGUCCGAGGAAGAUCGCCUGCCCGACUGGCUGAAGGAGGAUGAGUACGUGACAGUAGGCGGCAACAAAAAUGGCACGGUGCGCUACGUCGGGCUGACUGACUUUGCCGAGGGCGUCUGGGUCGGUGUAGAGCUUGAUGUCCCAGCAGGCAAAAACGAUGGCUCGGUGGGUGGUCGUCACUAUUUCCACUGUAACCCUGGUUACGGGGUCCUUGUGAGACCAGACCGGGUCACUCGUGCCUCAGGCACCGCCAAGCGCCGGCGACAGAGCCGUAGGCCGUAUCUCUCGGGCUCCAGCCCCAACCUGGCUGCUCUGACCAUUCUGGCUAAAGGGCCAGCAACCUCAGGCACACGCAAAGGGGAGGACAGGAAGUCGUGGAACAGCUGAAAGAAAAUGGCCGCUGUCCUUCCAAGACCAGCAGCUCCUCUCUGUCCUGGGAAAGCUGAUUGGAAUUAAAAAAAAAAAAAAAACCCAACUACACACGUUCUGCUCAAAGUCACUACACUGAGCUGACCUGAGUGUAUUUACUGCAGAGGGGUGUAAUGCUAAAGGUUAAUAGCACAGGGUUACAUAUGAAACACCACCAUUGCGCCUUGUGUUCCAGGUCACAGAUAUUGGUAGAAUACCCUACAACAAAGAACAGUAUUUUUAAUGGCUUUUUAAAACCACGCAGUGCCUUAAAUGUCGUGUGGUAAACGUUUGUAGUGUAAAUAUUGGCAUGUUGGAAAAUCUCAGGGAAAGGUAGAUUACAUGGGCGUUUAUAGUUCAGUUAUAGGGAUCAGAAUGAUUGGAUGCUGUGAUGUUUCUGGACAUCAUGGAGUAUUUUAUACUAGGGGUUAAGGGAUAAGGGUUCAUUUCUUGUGUGCUAAUUUUGAUGGGACUUGUAGUAAAGAGAUUUCAUAGA